AUGCUCCGGUCUCGCCAUAUCGCUCAGGCUGCGGCCAUGCCUCUCAGGGCGGCCCCGAUGCGGCCCCGGACCCCAUACCGCCUGCCUCCUAUAUCCCUCCGAACCGCCUCCACCUCCGCCCCCCGCGGUCCAAACAUCCUGCUCAAUGCAGGCCUGGCGGCCGGUGUCUGCGCCGCAGCGGCCGCAGCGUACUACUAUGAGACUUUAGCAUCACCUUCCGCAUCCUCAGAGCCCGCUGCUCUUGGCGGAGACACCUUCGAAAUCAAUCUUGGUAGCGGACGUCGUCGGCAGACACAUACUUUCACCAGGCUUUCGGAAGGUGCCUGCGAGGCGAAACUUACAGAGCAUGAGGCGAGCCAUGCUGUGGGACGAGCAGGAAACCCAGUCAUGCGGUGGGACCGGAACUGGGUGGGAUCGAAUGAGCCGUGCGAGGAUAGGAGCGCGGUGGAUCUCGUUCCUCGGGCGAGAAGCGCGAGGGAUAUGAGCUGGGGGUUAGGCGCCUGGUUUGGCAGCAGCCCAGAUCCUUCUGGUGAAGUGCCAGGCGAUAACCAGGGAGCCAGAGAGGGACAGAAGGACAUCGUCCUGUUCUCGAUCAUCGACGGGCAUGGCGGGUGGGCGACCAGCGAGCUGCUCAGUAAAGUCCUUCAUCCGACUUUGACAUUGAGUCUGGCUGCUCUCCAGGCGGGUGUGGUGCCUGGGAACGAGGGCUGGGUAUCGUCGAUGCUGGACAAGGUCAACCCGGCCAAGUGGUUCAGCGGGCCGGUAUGGACCCAGGAGAAUGUGACAAAAGCUAUCAGCACUGCAUACACUCAGCUAGAUGACAACAUCACCCAGACCCCAGUCCGCCUCAUCCCGACCCUCCGUACCUCCAAUCCCGAAGGUCAGCCCACACCUCGCCAGACCCUGGCUGCUCUGGCUCUACCGGCCGACAAUGGCGCCUGCUCCCUAUCCGCUGUGGUCGACGCAGAGGAGGGCGACCUGUACGUGGCUAUCGCCGGAGAUUGCCGAGCUGUCGCGGGGUGGGAGAAGGAGGGUGUAUGGCGAUGCGAUGUACUGAGUGAGGAUCAGAUGGGUGAGAAUGAGCGGGAGGUUCAGCGGAUGCGGAAAGAACAUUCAGGAGAAGAGGAUACGGUCAUCAUGCGCGGAAGGGUACAUGGGGGCCUUCAGCCAACAAGGGCAUUUGGGGAUGCUUCAUACAAGUGGACGCAGGGUCAGGCGGCGGUUAUUUGCGAUGCGAUGCAAGCUGAGGGAAUGAAGGCCCGUCGCCCUCGGCCUCUCAGCAAAACGCCACCAUACGUUACUGCUCGACCGGAAAUCACACAUCGAAAGAUCAAAGGCGAAAACGGAGAGAAGUUGCGCUUCAUGAUCAUGGCCACAGAUGGACUAUGGGACCGCAUAACAUCCGAAGAAUCCACCCUCCUCGUCGCCUCCUACCUCGCCCACCCCACCCACUCCGAAAUCCACAAAUCCACCCUCCCCACCAAAUUCCCCCUCACAGCUUCCCCUGAACCCCGGCCAUACCCCGCCGAACCCCUCCCCGGGAGCGCCGAGAAGUCGAACGGGACCUGGGUGUAUGAAGGCGAUAAGAACGCGGCGACACAUUUGAUCAGGAAUAGUCUGGGCGGAGGGGACCGGAAAGGCCGGAAUGAGCUGUUGAGCGUUACGGGGGAGACUACGAGGUGGCUGAGGGAUGAUAUUACCGUCACGUAA
Molecule: messenger RNA, 1710 nt
Organism: Dioszegia hungarica
Lineage: Eukaryota; Fungi; Basidiomycota; Tremellomycetes; Tremellales; Bulleribasidiaceae
Product: phosphatase 2C-like domain-containing protein
Exons: 5
Coding region: 1-1710 (569 amino acids)
Biological process (GO): protein dephosphorylation
Molecular function (GO): protein serine/threonine phosphatase activity
Source: RefSeq, a predicted model, not a curated record